This is a messenger RNA of Patiria miniata (bat star), 1453 nucleotides long. RefSeq lists its product as uncharacterized. The record is from RefSeq and is a predicted model, not a curated record. Bases 591 to 983 code for a protein of 130 amino acids. The transcript has 3 exons. NCBI's taxonomy places the organism in Eukaryota, Metazoa, Echinodermata, Asteroidea, Valvatida, Asterinidae.
GCAAAAACUGGCGGGAAAACGAACCCAUGUCGCACUCUCCGGAUGCAUUUAUAAAUGGUUGCAUUCACUUUGCGCAGUUUUUCUGAGAUGGAAACCGGUAGGCCUAAUUGAUGUAUAAGAGAAGCAGAUGCGAAGAUUCAAAGAUGAAAACGGCCUAAAAGGAUGCCGGGCAUGGCGACGUAGACCGACUGAAGCAGAACGUCUCCCUCUAUCAAGUCAACGCGAGUAUACGAGAUUCAAUUCCAGCUGCAUCAGGUCAGCGAUCAACGUGGUCAAAAAAGCACAGCUCUUCAGUUGUUUAUAACCAAUCACCGGGGCUGACAUCACCCCGACUCUAAUAAUCUCUUCAGGUCGUGUACGGGAUUCGGAUGUCACGAUAUCAAUUCUGUUUAAUAUCUCGUUCUUGUGUUUGUCAGAGAGGCAGGUAAUGGCUCUGAGGGGAGUGACAGAGGGCUGAGUACGUGGAUGUUGAAGGAUCGCAUCAGCUAGGUAGAACGAAACAGGCCAUCACGCAGCACAUACAGUGCUCAUGUUGCAUCCAGACUGCACCCGAUUGCGAAUGCUGCCGAUUCGGAGACGACUGCACCAUCAUGGGAUGUGGCUCGAGCCGUGUUGAGAGCUCUCGAUUCCGUCAGACCUACGGCGAACCUAGCGAGUUCGACACCUGUUCGUCUGUAGUGUCAGCUGUGCGAGACACCAGAGGGGAACCUGACGCACCCAAGGAUGUCCUGAACGAUUACAACAACCGCAUCUCCAACUUUCCCACCCGGGAGCGGCUCAGCUCUCUACCCCGUCGAAAAUCAGCCCCUCGUUCCGCUGUCUCCAAGACCCGGUCCAACCCCAUCCGAACCGACUCGGACUUCAACGAGUUGACCGAGCCCGCGGACAACGACGAUGGGUCGCUGGGAGGCGUGGACGAGGCGAAGGGAACGCAGAUCGCCGAGCCGAUCGGAGACUCCGGGGACUUUCUGACGGCUAGCUAGCUAGCCUCUUUUAAAUUUCAUCUUGAUAAAGAUAUAGAUGAAAUUUGGUCCAGAAAGUUAAUUCAGACCGUGCCACUUUUCAUACUAAAUCAAUGAACCAUGUGCCACUGGUUUCCAGACAAUUUGCCUUCGACUGAUAGUUUCGAUCGUACAAAAAGUGAGGCGUCAAAACUUCAACAACCUCUCGAACCCAGACGAACUGAAAAUCACAGAAAGUUAACAGCUCACUUUCUUUGCACUGAGGACAAAAUGCUACGACUGCCAAAGAGUAUGAAAGGUCAUAAUUCUUCGAGGCUAUGUAAUUUUCGUAGCGGUGAUGGCUGUCGACGUUUCAAGAAGCAUAUACUAUGGUAAUCUUCAGCAGAAAUCUGCUAUACUCUGGAAUACGCCAUAAUCACGGUGAAAAAAAAAACAAUAAAAGUAGAUAGGUGCCCAUGAAAGUAGAAGACUGAACGGCGUGCCUAAAACAA